AUGCGCUACGAACAGUGGAACAGUGGAAACAAUAAUUUCAAAGAAAACACAAACAGGAUGUCUCAUCGUAAAUUCGAAGCUCCCCGUCACGGCUCUCUGGGUUUCUUGCCCAAGAAGCGCACCAAGCACCAUGCUGGUCGCAUCAAGUCCUUCCCCAAGGACGAUUCGGGUGAAAAGCCUCACUUGACUGCUUUCCGUGGAUACAAGGCCGGUAUGACCCACGUCGUCCGUGGUGUCGACCGUCCCGGUGCCCUCAUGCACAAGCGUGAAGUCGUCGAUGCCGUCAGUAUCGUCGAGACUCCUCCCAUGGUCGUUGUCGGUGUUGUUGGAUACGUCGAAACCCCCAGCGGUCUUCGCACUUUGACCACUGUCUUUGCCGAGCACUUGAGUGAAGAAUUCAAGCGUCGUUGCUACAAGAACUGGUACAAGAGCAAGAAAAAGGCAUACACCAAGUACGCAACCAAGUACCAAAAGGAUGGAGGCAAGGAAAUCGAGGCCGAACUCGAUCGCAUUCGUAAAUUUGCCACUUCUGUGCGUGUCAUUGCUCACACCCAGGUCAAAAAACUCGGACUUCGCAUCAAGAAGGCUCACAUAAUGGAAAUCCAAGUCAACGGAGGAGAUACUGCUGCCAAGGUCGACUUUGCCAAGGAUCUCUUUGAAAAGGAAUUUACCUUUGAUACCAUCUUUGCCAAGGACGAGCAAAUUGAUGUUAUUGGAGUUACCAAGGGUAAAGGAUUUGAAGGAGUCACCACUCGUUGGGGUGUCACCCGUUUGCCCCGUAAGACCCAUCGUGGUCUUCGAAAGGUUGCCUGUAUUGGAUCAUGGCAUCCUGCCCGUGUCUCCACCACCGUCCCUCGUGCUGGUCAAAACGGAUACUUCCACCGUACUGAAAUGAACAAGAAGAUCUACCGCAUUGGAAAGAAGGGAGAUGAAGCCAGUUGUCAGACCGAAACUGAUUUGACCAAGAAGGGUAUCACUCCCAUGGGUGGAUUCGUCCACUACGGUGAAGUCAAUGAGGACUGGGUCAUGCUCAAGGGUGCCAUUGUUGGUGUCAAGAAACGCCCCGUCAUUCUUCGCAAGAGCAUGAUGAAGCAUUCUUCCAGAAAACAUUUGGAAACCAUCGACAUCAAGUUCAUCGAUACCAGUUCCAAGCAAGGUCAUGGCCGCUUCCAGACCAAGGAAGAGAAGGCCAAGUUCCUUGGGCCUUUGGCCAGCAAGGCCACCCAGUAA
Seminavis robusta is the source of this 1230-nucleotide messenger RNA. NCBI's taxonomy places the organism in Eukaryota, Bacillariophyta, Bacillariophyceae, Naviculales, Naviculaceae. The record is from the annotation of a GenBank genome assembly.